Molecule: messenger RNA, 793 nt
Organism: Hevea brasiliensis (rubber tree)
Lineage: Eukaryota; Viridiplantae; Streptophyta; Magnoliopsida; Malpighiales; Euphorbiaceae
Exons: 3
Coding region: 303-590 (95 amino acids)
Biological process (GO): mitochondrial respiratory chain complex IV assembly
Cellular component (GO): mitochondrial inner membrane
Source: RefSeq, a predicted model, not a curated record
ACCGCUUUGGCGCUUUUAGUGGGAUCGCAUUCACGUUUCCAUGUGUCAGUUCUUUGAACGAAGGCAUCUUGACAGGUUUAUAAGCUUGCAAUGGACACGGCUUAGCUUUUCUUACCCCUAGUCGGCAAUUUUGCCUUCGCUUUCUCGUUUACUCUAUUUUUUUUUUCCUCAACAAAAGGCGCAGGCAGUCAGUUCUGUUUAACACGCCGUUAUCAGCCUAUAAAUAGCCUUCUCUGCCUCUUUCAUACGUAGUUCUCUUUUCCGUUCAACAAGGGAAAAAAAAAAAAAAUUCUCUCGCGAAGAUGGCUGAAGCUAAGAGCAAAUUCGAAUCUGUUAGGGAAUGGGUCGCUGAGCACAAGCUUAGAACUGUUGGGUGUCUGUGGCUUAGCGGUAUUGCGGGUUCAAUCGCUUACAAUUGGUCUCAACCCAACAUGAAAACAAGCGUCAGGAUUAUUCACGCUAGGUUGCACGCUCAGGCUCUUACGCUGGCUGCAUUAGCUGGUGCAGCUGUGGUUGAGUACUAUGAUCACAAAACUGGAACCAAGGCUGAAAGAUAUGCUGCGUACAUCCCACACAAGGACGCUGAAUGAAUCCAGAAUAAAGGAUAUGCAUUUAAUGAGACCUUCUAGGUCCGUAAUGAUUCAGUGGAUUGACAUGAAUAACAAUUUAUGUAAGGGGUCAUAUAAGUUGGUAUUGUUUGACCAGUUCUGGUUUGUAUUGUUUUAUUUGGUACUAGCGUUGUAAUACACUUGAUGACAAGGAAAUGAAAUUAAGAAAGACAAUUUAUUAUUAA